AAUCUAAGUCCUCGUCUCGGGCGUGUGCCACAUAAUGCCUAUCUCUCUCUCUCUCACUCUCUUUCUUCGAAUCGGUGCCAUUCUUAGGAAUAUUUGUUGCGUUUGAUUCCUUGAGCUUAAGGUUGCGUUUGAAUUUCGUUUAAUUUGCAGCCUUAAAAUUUCGAGAGAGAGAGAGAGAGAGACGACUGGAUUUAUGAAUCAAAAAAAAAAAAAUCUGUGAUUGAGAGUGAAAUUGAAUUUUGAAAUGAUGAAUGCGAAUAACAACAACAACAACAACGGGAAUAAUCCAGGUUAUCAUAAUCUCUGGACCAAUGGCCUUAUCUGUGCUUUCGAGUUUUGUCAAGGUCCUCGUCACAACAACAGCACAAGUGUACAGUGUUGUUAUGAUAGGAAUAAACAGAAUUGUAAAUCAGACCAGUUUGGUUCUACUGAAGGAGAAGAGCCUUUGAGGAGUUGCUGGCGAGGAAUUGGAUGGGAUAGGAUCUCUGAGCUUGUUAAGACUGUGCAAGUUGAUAAUGAUUGGAAAUUUCAAAACAUUGGUAUAGAUGAGGAGGAUAAAGCCACAGUUGCUGAGCUUGCUGCUCCUUACUGGGAAAGACCACUUGCUGGUCCGACUUGGUGGUGCCAUGUUGAUCCUACCCAUCCAGGUAUUGCCUCCUGGUUGCGUAAUGCGCAUUGGUUACAUCCUGCUGUAAGCCUUGCUCUGCGUGACGAAAGCAAGCUUAUUAGUGACCGAAUGAAACAUAUUUUAUAUGAGGUUCCUGUUAGAGUUGGUGGUGGGCUGCUGUUUGAGCUGUUGGGACAAUCUGCUGGUGAUCCUUUUAUUGAAGAAGAUGACAUACCUAUUGUUUUAAGGUCAUGGCAAGCACAGAACUUUCUGGUGACUGCUUUGCACGUUAAAGGUUCUGCCUUGAACAUUAGUGUGUUAGGUAUUACAGAAGUCCAGGAAAUGCUUAUUGCUGGUGGAGCCUGCAUUCCGAGAACCAUUCAUGAACUAAUAGCACAUCUUGCAUUCCGCCUUGCACGCUGGGAUGAUAGGCUAUUCCGGAAGUAUAUAUUUGGUGCAGCUGAUGAAGUUGAGUUGAUGUUUAUGAACAAGAGACUGCACGAGGAUCUAAAUCUAUUCACUACAAUCUUGAAUCAAGAGAUCAGAAAGCUCUCGACCCAGGUUAUCCGGGUGAAAUGGUCUCUUCAUGCUAGAGAAGAGAUUGUGUUCGAGCUUCUUCAGCAACUAAAAGGAAACAGAACAAAAGACUUGCUAGAAGGAAUAAAGAAGAGCACCCGCGGUAUGAUCAAUGAACAAGAAGCCGUUCGUGGUCGGUUAUUCACUAUCCAGGACGUUAUGCAAAACACGGUUCGAGCAUGGUUGCAGGACCGGAGCCUCACGGUUACACACAACCUAGGAAUCUUUGGAGGAGUGGGUCUUUUGCUUUCAAUAGUGACCGGUCUAUUUGGAAUCAACGUAGAUGGGAUACCAGGAGCUCAAGAUUCUCCACAUGCCUUUUUUAUUUUCGCAGCUGUUCUCUUCUCCUCAGGCGCUGCGCUGGCGUUCGCUGCUUUACCCUACCUUGGACUUAAGAAGCCAGUGGCAGAAAAGAAUGUGGAGACUAGGAAACAAGAGCUUGACGAACUGGUAAAGAAGUUUCAAAGAGAAGCCGAGUCUCAUGCUCAGGUCUGCAAAAAAAUUCCUCAGAACAUAGAACGUACGACAAGUAGUUGUAGAAUAAUAGUCCAUGAUCCUAAUGGAUAUGCUCUCUUGGAUUGAAAUCAAUCCGUUUUAUGAUUUGUAAAUUUUAACCCAUGGCAAACUCUUUUCUUAAGAGAAACUUCUUUUAACAUGGAAAAAUCCCAAAACAAUAGUAUCUAAUAUGAGUUGUGGCGGUAAGCGAGAAACAGAGCAUUUUAAAUACUAAACUCAAGACCUAGAGGAGACAAAAUAAUAGCGGAAAACUACAAUAGACAUGUGCAGCGAGCAGUAUAAUUGGGAUCUUUGGUCCGAUUGAUAUCCGCGAAGUUGUUUUGGGAGGCAGAAGUGGGAGCCAAUUCUCAAUGAAAGGAGAUAUGACCAAAGUGUCUUUAGAGAUGCAGCGAAUGAGGUUAGUGCUUGGAUAGAAUUUCAACAAUCUCUUUUUAUUGUCAUGGAAGAAGAGAUUCCCUUGCUUGGAAACCGCCACCGGCCUGAAAUGCACAUCCGCAGGACAAGCGUAAAGAUUUGAACACGAGUAUAAGCGUAUGGAGUAAGUCAAGGUCCAUCCAUCUUCUUUUUGUGCAUCCAUGGUCAAUAUCUCUAGUCUCCAGGGCGAAGUGGCAGUUGUGGAUAGAGCUAGACGGCCAUCAAGGUUCACAAGCUGCUCCGCGCAUAUGAAUGUAGUGGAAUACCGUGUUGAAGGAACAUCACGAAACUCUAGUGUGUGAAGAUCCAAAGCUAGUAGUUUCAAAAGAUCAGAACCUAACCAGUAAAUUGAGCCAUUCACACAGGCCGACUUCCUUCUGGCAUCGACCACAUAAGGAGGGGGACGUACUGAUCUCCGCCAUUCACCAAUAUUGACAUCAAGAACCUCACAGUAAUGGUGAGGAUCAAAGAACAUCCUCACAACUUUAAAGCUCCCAUUGACUUUGUCCCUACCAAAUCCCAUCGCCCACAAUGCAGGGAAAAUAUUGCACCCCUUACCUACGAUUUUCAAUUCUUCUAAACCAAUCAAUUCCUUUAAAAAAAAAAAAAAAAAAAAAAAAAAAAANAA
Messenger RNA from Camelina sativa (false flax), 2741 nucleotides. RefSeq lists its product as uncharacterized. The record is from RefSeq and is a predicted model, not a curated record. Gene Ontology annotation, biological process: transmembrane transport; metal ion transport. NCBI's taxonomy places the organism in Eukaryota, Viridiplantae, Streptophyta, Magnoliopsida, Brassicales, Brassicaceae. Gene Ontology annotation, molecular function: metal ion transmembrane transporter activity. Gene Ontology annotation, cellular component: membrane.